AUGGGUUCGACGGAAAAUCAAAACCCGAAUAAGGGUUUGGGUCCUUGCCGGAAAAGGAAGCGUCGGGGGUUGUCGGUGGAGGAUACUUUGAAGAAGUGGAUCGAUAAUCCCGACGAGAAGAGGGCUCGUAAGGCACCGGCGAAGGGGUCUAAGAAGGGUUGUAUGAAGGGUAAGGGAGGGCCGCAGAAUCAGAACUGCCGUUACAGAGGCGUGCGGCAGCGGACGUGGGGUAAAUGGGUGGCGGAGAUACGCGCACCCAACAAGGAGAAGAGGCUCUGGCUCGGCACUUUCCCGACUGCUCUCGACGCCGCUCUGGCGUACGAUAAGGCCGCCUCGGCUAUUUACGGCGACAAGGCCAUUCUCAACAUGCCCCAGGGUUCCACCCACUCGGAUAUCUGCGAUCAACACGCCGCAGCCGGAGGCGGAAGUGAAACAGAAACGGCGGCGACUUCUUCUACCUCGGCCGUCAAUGGGUUUCAACGGCAGCAGCGACGAGUACUUCUACCUCGGCCGUCAAUGGGGUUUCAACUGCAGCGGCGACGGCUACUUCUACCUCGGGCGUCAAUGGGGUUUCAACCGCAGCGACGACGACUACUUCUACGUCGACCGUCAACGGGGUUUCAACUACAGCGGCGACUACUACUUCUAGCUCGGCCGUCGAUUUGUCCAAUGGGGUCUCAAGGGGUACUUGUGUGGGUUCUGAGGCCGCCGUGGGAGGCGGAAGCGAGACAACAACGGGAGUUCCCAGAUUACGGGACACAGGAUUUCAAGUUUGCGGACGGUGUAGACGUUUUCGGCGACAUUUUUUCUGAACUUGGAUUAUGUGAUUUGUGGGAACACUACGGAGGUUUAGGUUUAGAGGAGAUUUUUCAUCAUUAG
Hibiscus syriacus is the source of this 879-nucleotide messenger RNA. RefSeq lists its product as uncharacterized. Gene Ontology annotation, molecular function: DNA-binding transcription factor activity; transcription cis-regulatory region binding. The transcript has a single exon. The coding region runs from base 1 to 879 and encodes 292 amino acids. NCBI's taxonomy places the organism in Eukaryota, Viridiplantae, Streptophyta, Magnoliopsida, Malvales, Malvaceae. Gene Ontology annotation, cellular component: nucleus. The record is from RefSeq and is a predicted model, not a curated record. Gene Ontology annotation, biological process: response to stress; positive regulation of DNA-templated transcription.